UGUUUUUCAUAAGAGUCUCUGGAUCCUCAGCAGUACCUAACUUUCCUCUUCAGAGUGAGUUGCAGGGGAUACUGAGGAGCAGGAGAACCCCAUCAGGCUGCAGCCGCUAUGCCUUGUUUCCGGGCUUCACCCUCCUCCUUGUGCCUCCUCCUCUUCCUCCUGGCUUCCAGCUCUGCCUCUGAAGAUGAUACUGUGGUGGUCACCAGCAGCGGUCCCAUUAAAGGCAAAAGACUCCCAGCUGGCCCUGGCUCUGUGACCGCCUACCUGGGCAUCCCCUAUGCUGAGCCCCCCAUAGGCAAACUGCGUUUCCAGAAGCCAGUUCCACAUCAGCCGUGGAGCCAGGUCUUGGAGGCCACCAGCUUUGGCAAUUCUUGCCUUCAGGUAAACAUUGAAAAAAUGCCAUUUGCAGAGCUAUUUGCUGCUAACACACCACUUUCAGAGGACUGCCUCUUCCUCAACAUCUGGGUGCCCCAUCCACGGCCAGCCACACCAGUGCCCAUCCUCCUUUGGAUCUACGGCGGGGGUUUCAUCAUUGGCACAUCCUCUUUGGAUAUGUACAAUGGGGCCUUGUUAGCAGCUACAGAGAAUGUCAUUGUGGCCUCCAUGAAUUACCGCGUGGGGACCCUGGGUUUCUUGUACAUGCCGCCAGAUGCCCCAGGAAAUGUUGGCUUGUGGGACCAACAUCUGGCUCUGAAGUGGGUGAGUGAGAACGCAGCUGUGUUUGGCGGUGAUGCAGCUCGGAUAACUCUCUUUGGCGAAAGUGCUGGAGGAGCCGCAGUUGGUUUCCACCUGCUUUCACCGGCAAGCCAACCCCUUUUUGCCCGUGCUGUGCUUCAGAGUGGAGUUCCCAAUGCCCCCUGGGGUUGGAAGAAUCCUGAAAAUGCCCUAAGAGAUUCAGCGAUGGUGAGUGGCCUCGUGGGGUGCCCUAAAGCUAACCACAGUGCUAUGGUAAGCUGCCUACAGGGGUUGGAAAUGAACAGCAAAAUGUUUGAUGCCUUGCAAACUUUCUUCUCAUUGACAACGGAUGGGGAGUUCCUCCCAGAUGAUCCCCCAAAGCUGCUGGAGAGUGGCCUUGUUCAUGGCAAACCCAUUCUCACUGGCGUCACUGCUGAUGAAGGGUCAACUAUGGUAUUUUUUAUGUUUCCUAACAUGACAUUGAAGGAUGCAAUACUGACCCGGGAGCAGGCCCUUAAAGCAGUCAAUGGAACUUUCAAAGGAGGAACCAAACAAAAUGUUGACCAGGAUGUGCUACAGAAGUACACUGAAGGUAGCCAUGGGUCAGAACAAUAUCGUUUGGCCAUGAGUCAUUAUAUGGGAGAUUACUUCUUUGUGUGCCCUCUGCUUGAGUUUGCUGAGAAGGUGGGGAAAGAUAAGAACCAAGUUUAUGUUUACUCCUUCGACCACCGCAAUCCCGACUCUAUUUGGCCUGAAUGGGCGGGGACACCUCAUGGAGCUGAGGUACCUUACUUGUUUGGAAGCGUGGAAUUAGUGUUGCAAACAAACCGGUCGGAGGUGAAGGCCGCUGAAGCCGAAUUGAGCCGCCAAGUGAUGCGAUACUGGGCAGAAUUUGCCAGAAGCGGGAAUCCCACUGGGUCCAUGGGAGAUGAGGCACAGUGGCCUGUCUACGAUGCCGCAGAGCAGAAGUUCUUCCACAUUGGCACAGAUGUGGCAGCCCAGCUCAAACGGAUGUCGCCUAGCCCACAAUGCGAUUUCCUGAGCUCCUUGCAUUCUAAGGCCACACAAACAGAAAAAUCUCCAGAAGUUCCUGCUUCAUCUAUUUUGGAGAAAGAUGUGAACAGUGCGACAGAAACUUAGAAAGGCAGAAAAGGAAAUAUCUUGCAGCAAGUGAAAAGGGAAGCUCUGAAAUGGGGAAAAUCAUGCCUUAGAAACAGUUUCAGCUAGGCCUGCUCCUUAACACAACUAUUCACAACGUAGCUGUUCAUUGGGACAAAACUGACUGAAGAAAAAAAUAAAUGGUGUGAUAGGCAGUUGAUGAAAAUGUAAAUCCCACUCAGGCAUUUGGUACUCUGGGCAACUGAGUGCAUGAAUGGGAUCUGCAGAAGACAUGGGCUCAUUUAGGCUUUCCAUCCCCAAGGAGGCAGCCACCUGCAUAGAAUAAUAGAAUCAGAGUUGGGAGGGGCCCAAGGGUCAUCUAGUCCAACCCUCUGCAAUGCAGGAGUCUCAGCUCAAGCAUCCAUGACAGAUGGCCUAUAGGACUCCUUUAUGCUGAUGUCAGUCAUGCAUCCCUAGGCAGCAUGGCUUAGCCUGUGCAUUCUGGAGAGGCUCUUCAAAUGUUCAGUAUUAACAGGUAGCGAGUGCUUAAGUGGGACUGAAACUGAAAGGAAUGAAGUGAGUACAGCCUUGUUCUCUCAGAGGGCAGCCGGAUUACCCCUUUGUCAUUGCUCACAUUCAUAGGUUUUUCCAACCACCACAAGAAGAUAUCAAGAUUAGGAAUCCUUGAAGCUUUCGUUCUGUCUGAAUUUUUCAUUGAACCAACCUAAGUGUGUCUGUCCUGAAAAAAAUUUGCAGAUCAGAAGACAGGCAGACUUGGGUUUUCACAGUUCACUAAAUAUUGCAUACUGGGUUUCAGCUCAGAUACAUACCAAAAUGCAUAUUAAAAAGGGAUGUGCUUAGUUGAAAUGUGUAGAUAAAGGCAGAGUUUGUGAGGAAAUAUAUACGUUCAAAAAUAA
Messenger RNA from Podarcis raffonei (Aeolian wall lizard), 2690 nucleotides. RefSeq names its product cholinesterase-like. Gene Ontology annotation, biological process: choline metabolic process; acetylcholine catabolic process. The record is from RefSeq and is a predicted model, not a curated record. NCBI's taxonomy places the organism in Eukaryota, Metazoa, Chordata, Lepidosauria, Squamata, Lacertidae. Gene Ontology annotation, cellular component: plasma membrane. Gene Ontology annotation, molecular function: acetylcholinesterase activity. The coding region runs from base 109 to 1815 and encodes 568 amino acids. The transcript is spliced from 4 exons.